Malus domestica (apple) is the source of this 838-nucleotide messenger RNA. Its product is annotated as small ribosomal subunit protein uS10m. The record is from RefSeq and is a predicted model, not a curated record. Gene Ontology annotation, biological process: translation. Gene Ontology annotation, molecular function: structural constituent of ribosome. Gene Ontology annotation, cellular component: ribosome; small ribosomal subunit; mitochondrion. Lineage: Eukaryota; Viridiplantae; Streptophyta; Magnoliopsida; Rosales; Rosaceae.
UUUAUAUUUGCUCACCCUCUCCAUUUCCAGUUCUUUGGUUUCAUUCUUUCUUCUGGUUUUGAAAAACAGAAAAGACCUAAACCCACUCAGGCACUCAUUUGCACGACGGCUUCAAAGUCCGAACCUCACUCCUCAGCCCUCUCAGGACUCUGCCAAAGAAAAAGACUAGCGAAAGUAAUGGCCGCCAAGAUAUGCAUAGCCAUUCGAUCAUUUGGUCGCCCAUUAACGGAGAACAUCAACUGGGGGCUUCCACCUUACACACGGAAGAUUGCAUUGCCUGAAUCACGAGUCUUAUACACUGUGUUACGAUCACCUCAUGUUGAUAAAAAGUCCAGAGAACAGUUUGAAAUGAAUGUCAAGAAACAGUUCCUGGUCAUAAACACAGAAACACAUGAAUUGCAGAAGAAGUUCUUCUGGUUAAAACGCCAGCGGAUAUUUGGAGCCCAAUAUGAACUCCAGUUUUCUUGCAAGACCCGUUUGGAUAAGGAAAAACUCCAGAAGUUGCUUUGAAGUAAGAGCCUGGCAUUGACCCUUUGCUGAACCUGAACUUCCAUGGCGUUGUUGGAUGGUUCUGUUUUUAAUUCAAUAGGAAGACAAGAUGAGAAAAAGAGGAGCACUUCAAAUGUUGAUGAAGAUAGGCAUUGAGGUUGAUCUCUAGUAAGUUCUGCAAGUUUGUAAUCUGUUUUUAGAAGAUACGACGAUUCAAAAUCGCUUUUUAUUGCAGUAGUAUUUGUUUACUUAUGAUUGGAGGUCGAUGCAAUUAUGAUUCAGCGCUUGAGCUUGGGUUAGAUGUGUCACAGAACAUUUGCUAUCUACAAACAAUUGCAUUCUCUCUAAA